Molecule: messenger RNA, 1440 nt
Organism: Gymnodraco acuticeps
Lineage: Eukaryota; Metazoa; Chordata; Actinopteri; Perciformes; Bathydraconidae
Gene: sptssa
Product: serine palmitoyltransferase, small subunit A
Exons: 2
Coding region: 95-301 (68 amino acids)
Biological process (GO): ceramide biosynthetic process
Cellular component (GO): serine palmitoyltransferase complex
Molecular function (GO): serine C-palmitoyltransferase activity
Source: RefSeq, a predicted model, not a curated record
ACUAAUGUGAUACGUCGUCUCACGCAGAAAGGAGGACAAGAAACAUUGAGAUAAAAAUAAACAGAAGUCGGCGUUGGUAAAAGUUAUAAUAACUAUGGCUCUGGGAGACUGCUGGAAGAGUUUAUCGUGGUUGUACUACCAGUAUAUUCUGGUGACGGCGCUGUACAUGCUGGAGCCCUGGGAGAGGACGGUGUUUAACUCUCUGUUGAUCUCAGUGGCCGGCAUGGCUGUUUACACCGGCUACGUCUUCAUGCCGCAGCACAUCAUGGCCAUCCUGCACUACUUCGAGGUCGUCCAGUGACACGAGGACCAGCUCUUUCCCUCCAAAGGUCCCGUCUGACUUCCUGUCUGCGUUCUCCAGGGCUCUAAGUGGGCAUCGUCUCCUCCUCCUCCUCCUUCUGUCCAACUCCCUAGCAAAGGUCAAAGCUCUGAACAUCGUGUUUGAGGUCACGUUGGAGGAUCUUUUUCCCUGGGACUGUUUCUUCCAAAGUGAACAGCGUUGGGCUCGAAGGCUGCUCGGUUUCCUUCACUUGUUUUUAUUUUUAAAUCAAGCUCACUUUACUGUUUUUACAAAAUGUUUGAUUACAUGAUUGUUUAAAGACUGAUUCGACAAUUUCUUUUAAGACAUUGUUGUCUUAGAGUUUUAUGCAAAGAGGCGGACGUCCUUGAUACUCCUUUACGAGCCAAAUAAGAUUAUUUCAUCAGGAGCUUUGGGUCAGAGCGACUUCAGCCAUCCUUAUUCUCCCGCUUCAGAAAGACGGGCAGGUUGUGUAAAUAACGUGUAAUCUGGGAGGGGUUGAGAUAUGAGAUCUGUCUUGUAUUUAUUGUAAAUAAAUGUGAUUAGUUUAUUGUUUUACUCUGGAAAUAAAACUCCAUCAGAAUCUACCUUUAUCAGGUGUUCCUUUUCUUGUAAUUUUAAUUUGCCAAAGAUUCAAAGGUACACCAGUAGCCAAAAAUGGGGGGAACCUUAAUGAGUAUUUCACAAUAAUAGAACUCAGGCUUAAAAGGAAGUCUAGCCUGGAAGAUGUGGUCAUUAUUAACAGCGGGAUCAGACGGCUCUUUCCUGCAGGGUGGAAGCUCUUCUUAUCUCUGUGUAGUUUUGGCUGCAGCUGCUUGUAAACAUGCGGAGGUUUCCCUCCCACACGUCUCAGGUCGUGAACCUUAAAGUCUUGAAACGUAGCUUUCAGCGAGCAUUCAAAUGACACAAUUUUCCCACUGAGGCAGGCACACCCCACACAAGUUUCCUCUUUGUACAGAAAACGAUGAUAAAUGUUUAUAAAAUUCCACUUUUAUGUAUAAUCACCUUUUUAACGUAUGCACAACUACUGAUAUCCCUCUUUAAAAAAACUGAACAAUUCUCCAAAUUGUGUAUAUAUUCUUGUAUACAUAUUUGUAAAGUUUUGUUGGCGAAAAGAAUAAAAUAUUUGUGGUUUCUGGAAA